Molecule: messenger RNA, 1104 nt
Organism: Aspergillus bombycis
Lineage: Eukaryota; Fungi; Ascomycota; Eurotiomycetes; Eurotiales; Aspergillaceae
Product: methyltransferase LaeA-like protein
Exons: 9
Coding region: 1-1104 (367 amino acids)
Molecular function (GO): methyltransferase activity
Source: RefSeq, a predicted model, not a curated record
AUGGAAUCCCGUAGCGAACCACCGCAAAAACGCCCCCGGGAGGAAACUCCACCGGAGAGCCCACCACAAGCAGUUGAACCUGAACCUCAACCUCAACCUCAAGCGGAACCAGAGCAAGCACCGCAAGAAGAACCGCAACCAGAAAUACCACAGGGGCAUGUUCAGGGCAUCAUCGAACCUGAUAACUUCUCAGAUGCCGACGGUGAUUCCUUAUAUGCGGGAUCACUGGGAGAUGCCAGUUAUACCACCAGUAUUACUUCAAGUGCUAUGAACUAUCAUUCUACUAACUUCGACAGCCCAAUGAUGAACAAGAACAAGAUCGUCUGGACUUGGUUGAGCCACCACAUCUAUCGGAUGAUCCUGAAAGGAGAGCUGCAUGCGGCCCCUAUCAAGAACCCCGCUCGGGUCCUGGAUAUUGGUACCGGAACUGGCAUCUGGGCCAUCGACUUUGCAGACGAACAUCCCGAAUCAGAAGUGAUCGUAGGGAACGAUCUCAGUCCUAUUCAACCGUCAUGGAUUCCUCCCAACCUCCGCUUCGAGGUGGAUGACUUCGAAGCGCCCUGGUCGUACAGCCAGCCCUUCGACUACAUCCACGGCCGUGAGUUGGAAGGCUUCAUCCGCGAUCACGACCACCUGUUCGAACAGGCCCUGGCCAAUCUGAAGCCCGGCGGAUGGAUGGAAAUUGCCUCGAUCGAAGUCAACUGCUUCUCCGACGACGACACACAUCUCAAAGCAACAUCGAUGAUGGACGGGGUCAAGCACAUGCACUUGAGUGCCAAGAAGUUCGGCAAGGAUUUCGACACUGUGAAGAAUUGGAAAACGCAGAUGGAAAACGCCGGCUUCGUCAACGUUCGCGACGACGUUUACAAGCUGCCCCAAAGCCCCUGGCCCAAAGACCCCAAGCUCAAAGAGCUCGGCCGCUACCACCAGGUCAACAUGAUCGAGGCCAUGCCGCCCUACUGCUAUGCGCUGUUUACACGGAUGCUUGGUUGGCACCGGAUCGAGAUCGAGGCGCUGGUGGCAGGGAUGCGGAGGGAAUUGCGUGAUACGUCGCUCCAUUUGUACUCGCGACUGCACAUCGUUUAUGGGCAGAGGGCGCUCUGA